Saccostrea echinata is the source of this 739-nucleotide messenger RNA. RefSeq names its product NADH dehydrogenase [ubiquinone] 1 alpha subcomplex assembly factor 2-like. Gene Ontology annotation, cellular component: membrane. The coding region runs from base 21 to 590 and encodes 189 amino acids. The transcript has a single exon. The record is from RefSeq and is a predicted model, not a curated record. Gene Ontology annotation, biological process: mitochondrial respiratory chain complex I assembly. NCBI's taxonomy places the organism in Eukaryota, Metazoa, Mollusca, Bivalvia, Ostreida, Ostreidae.
UUUCAAUCAACAACCUUAAAAUGAACAACUUGCGUCAACUUUAUAGAAGCAAUGUUUUAUUGUCCAAUUAUUUAUGCGUGCGACAAUAUGGGGUGUUUGGAAAUAUUUUGAAAAGGUUUAGAGGUAAAAAAGAAUCUGACGAACAAUUCUUUGUUGGCGAAGAUCAGCAUGGAAAUAGAUAUUACGAAAAACAACCCUCUCCUGAUGCGAGUGUACGUAUUACAAGACGAUGGAUUAAAUAUUAUGGUGUAACAGAUGAGGACAUUCAAAAAGAGGAAAUUCCUUUCGUUCCUGCUGACGCAGAAAUUCCAGUGGAAUGGAAAUCGUGGCUUCAGAAAAAAAGGAAAUCGCCUCCAUUGAUAGAGGAGAUACUAAAAAAUGAAGCAAUCAAGUUAAGAACUAUACAACGAGCAAAGGAAUUAGAGGAAAAGGAGAGGGCACUGUCUGGUUCAGGAUCGGUGCCUAGUUCACCAAAUCCAUUUAAAGAUGAGGAGUUCCCUGUGUAUCCAGAAUAUGAAACAAAGAUAGGGGAAUAUAGAAGUGAUUACCUGACACCUGACAAAGAACAUAAAAAAUCAAAGAAUAGAUAAUGGAACAUAAAAUCUGAAUGUUGAUGUAAAUUUCCAUUUUUUCUUUAUAGAUUUGUAAACUAAAUAAAUAUACAAGUCAAUUUUUCCACAUGCAGUUACAUGUACAUAAAAGAAAAUGAACCUUCUGUUGAAUAUAAUAUUUUCCUUCG